Messenger RNA from Haliotis rufescens (red abalone), 10044 nucleotides. RefSeq names its product titin homolog. The transcript has 24 exons. The record is from RefSeq and is a predicted model, not a curated record. Gene Ontology annotation, molecular function: actin binding; small GTPase binding; myosin binding. Gene Ontology annotation, biological process: intracellular protein transport. The coding region runs from base 1669 to 6522 and encodes 1617 amino acids. NCBI's taxonomy places the organism in Eukaryota, Metazoa, Mollusca, Gastropoda, Lepetellida, Haliotidae. Gene Ontology annotation, cellular component: cortical actin cytoskeleton.
ACCACCCAAUCCAUAAGGUCGCCUCUUUAAAAUACGACCUGCACAGGUUGCCGGGAACCUAUUCUAACCCGGACCUCUGACACAAGUUUCGGUAAAACUAGUCACACGCAUCAGAUAAUAAUUUCUAUGUAUCCUAUCCUAAACCUCUAAAUGUUAAAAUCAGUUAAUCAUCUAUACCCAACCCUCCUCAAAUAUAGACCCUCACACACAAUACACUCAAGGACUCGCCCGUUGACAUAUUUUGCCGGUCACGGGUGACUUAUUGAACAGUGAAGCAAGCCUAAUUUCACCACACGCAUAUCAUGUGUCACUGGACGACACAUUAAGAUGUGUAUUCGCACUUAAAUGAAAAAACUUUGUGAUUCCCGCUGUGCCAACAAUAAUGCUAUCCUAUCCCAGAAACGUCAAGACAAAUUGCCUGGAAUUCCAUAUAAAAGCGAUAUAACACUUUGCUGAGCCAAGCUCCAACGCAUGCGCAUGUGGUUGACAGAGCCAAACGUACACAGAAGGCGCUUUGGUGAGUUGACACAUCUCGAAGUUAACCCAGCAAGACGCAGGAUUUACCAGUGGGUGUGAGGACGAAAGGGCUCGUUCAUUGCACAGUGUCUUCAGGCAAUUGACACCAGCUGACUUGCUGAGCGAGUGAAACAUACAAGCUUCACAUACAGCUGAGAGAGUGGCAAUCUUGCUAUUGUGUUGGACAACGAUUAUUGUAACCACAGCGUUCAGCUUGAGAGCAGAGCUAGACCGUGUCCAUCCUCUCGUGAGCCAAAUGUAUAUGAUGUGUGGGAGAGGAGAUAACAUUUACCCUCGUCGAUUUCAUGUGUGGAGUCCUUGGGGACUAUCACCCCUCUAGGAGCGUCGAUUUCGGUGGAAUUUUAAUGGAGGAGUGAGAUGUGGAGUAUCUUAUUCGAAUAUUUACUCAUCUCAUCCAUGAUCUGUUGAAUAUGUGUCAAUUUCGACUUUCGAUUGAAAUGUACGUAAAUGGAUUGCACUUCUCUAUUUACACGGCAUGAGGAGAUAUUGAUGUCCGUUGCAAGUGUAUGGAAUACUGGUCUUUUUAUUGAUGGUUUUCAUUUUGAGUCUGCUGAAGUAAAAGAAGAAGCGUGUAUUGAAGUAAACACAGAUAGCCAGUGACAGUUGGAGUGGCAUGUCUUGACAGCAGUGAAAUUGACAAGCUGUGACGUCGUGACUUGUUAGAUCAUAGUAUUUACAAGGCCUGUGUCAGACACUUGACGUCUACAAAAUGUACGUUGAAUUAACUAUUUCUCCAUACUCGCUUAUUGGAGCAUAUUUCAACAGUGUUUCUACUGGAGCAUAACUUUAACAGUGUUUCCACAGAACAUAUUUCAACUUUGUUUCCACAGAACAUAUUUCAAUAGUGUUUUUGCCAGAACAUAUUUCAACAGCAUUCAGACUGUUGUUUUGUUUCAUUGAUGUUAGAAAAAAAAUUAACUGGAUAAACAUUUUUUAUUUGGAUAAAUUCAGCGGGCUGAAAUCCAUGACCUGAUGUCAGUAUUGCAUUUCACUGUGGAUGAAAUAUAAGUCGUCAAUCACAUCAUCCAGUCUCAAGGACCACCCCACAAAUUGAAUUUACAGUCUUAAGAUCUGAGGAUCUAAAGAAUAAUUGCUUCUUUCGUUUGUGUCAUUGCAGUGUAGCAACACACAAUGGGACGGAAAGUGAAUUUAACACAUCUUUCCCAGGAAGAAUGUGAACAAGUGUUGCAAGUGAUCCAGAAGGAUUUUGAAUUACGACAAAAGGAGAAGGAAAGAUUAAGCAAAAUCGAAGAAGUUGUUCGUAAGGAGGAAGACAAGACAUCCAUUCUCACUCAGCAAGAUGAAUUCAACAAAAACUGCUGCAUUCGCUGUUGUCGUACUUUCGGAUACAUCUUCAACCGAAAACAGGAGUGCAAAAUGUGCGGGUAUUUCGUGUGCAAGUCCUGCAGCCUGUAUGAGGACAAGCUUAAAGGAUACUCAUGUGAACAGUGCAUCAAGGAGAGGGAACUGAAGCUACAGUCAUGUGAAUGGUUCUACUGCCAUGUGAGCCAGCGCUUCAAGCGUUUCGGCAGCGCCAAGGUGGUGAGGUCCCUGUACAAGAGGAAGGGAGGAAGCCAGUGUAAGUCGAUGCUGCAGCCAACAGAGUUAGAAACAAUCCCAGCUAGUGGAUCCGACAGUGAGCUGGACAGUGGUUAUGACCCCUCCCAGUUCAACUCACUCCAACAGUCCCCUGUCAGGAAGCGCCCCCCUCUCAAGGGUGUCUUCGAUGCAUUUGAUGAUGAAGAUCCAAUUAAUGAAUUGCCAGUCUCAUCAUCGCGCUCUCCAGUUUCUGAUAAGCCGGUCUCGCGAGCAGCAUCCUUGGAGACAUUACUUACCUCGACAACAAGGGAUCAACGGCUGCUUCAUUUUGAUACCAAGAGAUCGAGGGAAACGGAGUCAGUCAGAGGGAAACCACGCAAAGAUACAAGAGACAUCUACCAGGAGGCAUACGAGAGCGCCCGGAGAGCUGAGGAGAGCAAGUUCAAGACCAAGUUUGAUCAGCUCUUAGCGGAGCUAACCAGAGCCCUGGACGAACAAUCUCCCUCCGGAAUCUCCUCCACCUUCGGGAGUACAUCUUAUGGCGAGGCGAUGUUAACAUUUCGCAGUCGGAUGAAAGAACUCCUCACAGGGUUCUCACAGAGACUGCAGCUUGCCUAUGAAAGUUUUGAUAUCCCCCACGAAGGAGAAUCAACUAGCCUGCAGGUUCGGCAAAAUGUCUCCAAGAUGGUGGAAGGUCUCAUUGGUGAAUCUCUUGAUUUGACAUCGGACGAGGCUGUGUCAGAUCUGUCGUCCUUGUCAGAUGAUUCAGGAGGGGACCAGAACUCAUUUGAGGAUCAGAUUGCUCAAGCCAUUGUUUCCAAGAUACUAGAGAAUCAUAGAAGGGAGGUAAGCGAAAAUCUUGAUCAGCCUGAUGGAAGGUAUUCCUAUGGUGGAUUCAGUGAUGAUGUUGAAGAACAUCAGCCUAGUGAUAUUGUAAAAGACUUCGAAGAAUUGCGAAGCUUUGUGAAAAAGACACAAGCCCGUCCUUCGCCAGUGUCACGUGAUAUAGAAGAGCAGUUGAGCCCAAUUGAUGAAAAGCCAAUUGAAAAAGUAACAUUGAACAAAGACGAAGCAGCUGAGGACUUCCACAUUAGAUGCUCGAGUGCAGAGAGGGUCCAUAAUGCUGAACCACCUCUACCUGAUUUCUCAGAAUUUGAACAUAUAAACUUUGAUACUGACGAAAUCGACCCCGACUUGUUGUCAAUGAAUCUGGCAAUCAUUCCGGAGGAAACAGAGGAGGAGUUGGAGGAUGAAGCAAACGACACUGAUAAGCCGGGACGGGAGAACUGGAUUUUCAAGGGAAUGGUCUCUCCUUAUGACAACCUGGGUAAUCGACGGGUUGGCAAUGAUGAAGGGAAGCCACUGUACAUGAUGGUUCCUCAGCCAGAGGAUGACUUUGUCCCGAAGGUUGGAAACAGCGUCUGUGACACUGGGAUAUGGGAUGCUGACCAGCUCUCUGACCUCUCGGACACUGACGCUCAGGGACAAAGUGCAGAAGACUUGAGUGAUGAUGAAAACACAUUUUACGCAAAAACCUCUGAGGAACUUGCAAGGAUAUCUCGGAAACACUCAACAACUUCUGCGCAGACGGACUCUGAUGCUGACUCGGGUGUUAACUCUAAAAUCUUAACUGGUGCUCUCCGAACUGAGUCAGGUCCAAUUCUGGGACGCAAUAAUGCAGGGGUGGGGACAACACCACAAGGCACCACCUCUAAAGCUGAUCCGGAACCGCUGAAGCUAACAGAGGAAUUUGUUCCUGCUGAGGGAGACGAUCCCACGUUUAUUCUGCCUCCAGAGAGUGUUAGCAUUGCAGAAGGCGAGCCACUGAAAAUAUCAUGUAGAGUCGGUGGGACUUCGGCUAUUGAUGUGUUCUGGUACCGAGAGGACAAGGAGGUGGAGGAACUGGAGGACUCUGAGGACAUAGAGGUCACCAAUGAUGGGGACAAGCACACCAUCACACUGUUCAACCUGACCAAGGAGAAGGCUGGCCAGUACAUGUGUAUAGCCCUGAGUGACCAGGGCAAGUGCACACAGUACUUCAUAGUGACCAUCACAGACAACAAACAAGAACUCAAGAAGCCAGAGUUCAUCAAGGAUAUCAAAGAUGUUGAGGUCAAGGAGGGUCAGAGUGUAAAGUUCAGGUGCAAGGUCAAAGGUUACCCUCAACCAAGGGUCAUCUGGUACAAGGAUGGGAAAUUGCUGAAGAACAGCAAAUUUUGCAGACUGGAAAAAUUCGGGAACCGUGACUACAUUUUGACAAUCGACAACGCAACCCUUGAUGAUGAUGCAGAGUACACAGUUGUUGCCAAAAACAUUGCAGGAAACACAAAGUCUACAGCCGAAGUUAUUGUGGAGUCAGAUCAGUUGGAUUCCAUCCGACCGACAGAGAAGCAGACUGUUUCAUCAACACCCUCCUUCCAACAGAGGAGGAACGACCAGAAUCUGACCAACCUGAGUGACAAGGUGUUGACUGCUCGUAGUGACAUCACUUCCACUGCAGAGAGGAUGCUGGGUACUGCCGAGGAGCUGUCGUUCCUUAAUGAGAAUCUGGAUAUCAUGGACCAGGAGCUCACCACCCUGGAGGGGAAGAUUGAUGAAGAAAAUAACAACCUUAGUCUUGACGACCGACUUGGUGACACAUCAGGUCUUGAAGCUAUAGAGGAAUAUAGGGCAAGGGAGAAAGCAGCCAAAAAUGUUCGCAUGUUGACGUCAUCCGCUUUGAAUGUUUUACGCACAGCGGAGGAAAUUAUUCAGAAUGAGAGAGAGACACCGAGUGACGAUUUCAUGACAAGUACUCCCCGUGAUGGGGAUAUGCUAAAGACAGACACGAGAAAUAACAAUACCAAUGACGACAUGUCAACGGCGUCCACUGACUCCUUUCUGUUUUUGAACAGCUAUGAUGAUUCGGGGAAAAAUAAUGGUGCUACCUCAAAUGACACUCAGGAUGUUAGUGAUCAGCGAAAUCAAUUCAAGAAUGUGAAGGAGUUCUCGUUUGGUGAGACUGAAUCGGACAUGUCAGAUUUUCUAGGUAGAAAGUAUGAUUUGUCGAGUGGACGUCGACAAAGAGCCCUCUCGCCAACGAGUGUGAGGUUCAACUUGCCGGAUGAACCACAUGAUCGAUCUAAUGAAGAUGCUAAGGAAGAAAAAGUCAACUGUGGGCCUAAAGAUGUGGAUGAUAGUCGUUAUGGCAGAGAUUACGAGUUGAAGUCAGGAGGGAAGAAAAAGUGGGAGGUGAAAACAGAUUUCUACUCCCCUCAGGCCGAAAUUGUUAACAGAAAAGAAACAGUUGAAAAUGCAGAAGAGCAGAUCUACAUGGCUGCUGGAAAAGUUUACAGCCUUGAGGAUCGGGUACGUGACCUUGAGUCUAGAGUGACCUCUGGCAAAGGUCAAAUGUCAGAACUGGAAGAUGAAGUGGCAAAGGCAGUUGCACAAGUUGCUCAGAGUGAACGACAGGUUGGCACCAUUGAGCAGACAGUGAACCGUCUUCAUGAAUCAUCAGAGUCAUCGCUCUCUCCAAGAGCAGACAGUCAGCUGUCCUCUCCAAGACUGUCCAUCGACUCGGGCGUGUCCUCCAUCCGAGAGCGUCCUCCCCCAACAGUCCUAGUGGGACACACCUGUGAGGAUGAGGUUCCAGAGAGCCGAGGGGAAUUUGAUGCCGAUUCUGGAAUCGAGCUUCCGUCAGUUCAUCGCCUACGGGCCAUGUUCUCCAAACCAAAAGAAGAGGACUUUGGUGAUGGAACCUUCCAACGGCCUGAAUCUGCUGACGUGAUUCACAGCAUCACUGCUCGACAUGUUCCCAAAGAACAGUUGGAGAGACUAAGAAGGACAGAGCUUGGAUCUUCAGUGCCAGCUCAGUUGGAUGAUUGCAACUACUCCCCUGACCAAUCUCUUUUUGAAACUAGCUCCUCCUCAAUGAACUUCACAUUUGAAGCUCCAAAGCGUGAAACACAUAAAGCCAAUAAAAUAGUCAGCCCUCCUUCAACUUCCCAUUCAGCCAGAUCUCCAGAUCUUUCUCUACCAGCCACCUACAAAGAUUUGGAACCAGGAAAGGAACCGGUUCUGAUCUUCCCAGAACCAUCCCCCUCCUCCCAAAACAUAUCCCAUUCCACCAUCUCCAUGACUACACAGUCACAGCUUCCUGUGUCAGCCUCUUCCUUCACAUCUGACUCUGCCAGUCCUCGUGCCUCAGCAUCACCUAGAACUGGAGCCAGAAGUGCAACGCCAGUGCCCCAAAGAGCAGAUCAUGAACAGGAGCUUGUGGUCUUGAGAGCCACUUCGCCAGGACCUGAUACCUCUGCCACUGAAAGACCAAAGACACCCAAAAUCCGCAGUGGUGCCAUAUCAGCCAGAGCAGCAUUCUGGGAAAAGAGAAUCCUUUUUGGGAGCACCUCUGAUGAAACUGUUUCUGAGGACUUUCCUGAGAUGGUGCAGGAGGCUGACUGUUGACAUGACAGGCGGUGCUUGUAGUCAUUUUUCUACUCAUGGAUCAGAAGAAUCUUGUGUUGGGAAGAUCAAUGCCUCAUCCUUAGAUUUCAAUUUUAUUUGGAAAAAUUAAAACGAUGGGUUCAUGAAAUCAGCAGACAUUGACUUUGCCUCUGUGAAGAUCACCUCAAAGGUCAUGAAUAGAAAUGGUCUUUCUGUUCUUUAGUGUGGUUAUCUUAUCAGGGUAUCUGACUGUGUUUCACAUAAGAACAUCAUGAUUGUAUCAUUUGUUCAUGAAAUAUUUGUCAUACACAAUUCCAGUUGAUCUGGUGGUAGAUGUAUGAGAGAUUUUCAUUACAAACAACCACACUAUGGAUUUUGUGAAGUGCGACAAACAUUUGUGAAUCAUUAUCACUCAUGACAUGCAGUUGUUACACUUAGUUUUAAGUGGAUGUAAGUACUGUCUGAAAAGUUCUUGUGCAAUGGAGAACAAAAGAGAUCUGAGGUUUUACAUUUUUGUCUUGCUGCAAUGUGUUCGUGCGUAUACAGAAAAUGUUUCUGUUCAAUCAUAUCUCAGCUUUCAAAUUACUUUGUUUAUAAUUAUUAUAUCAAUUACAUUCCAUGUGUGAAUUUGUAACUACAUUAAUUUGAAUAUUUCAAAGUUGCAAUAUAAGUGGCUUUUGUAAUAUCUGUGUAUGUAUAUAUGCUUUUGCAUUUUAAGUGUAUAUACUCAAACUCAUCAAAAAUCAAAAUAUUUUUAUACAAUAACAAUUUUGUGAUUGUUCCCACAUGAAGAAAGAAUGAAUACCUAGUGUUCUGCUGGAAUUCAUUUUUGAUUAUGUGAUGAUGGCAAAACAGAUUUAAAUAUGCUAAGACAUUUUGGGUUCUCACAUUAAAAAAACAUUUGCAUUAAGCAUCUUAUUUCAGCUAAGGGAAAACUUCGCACUGGACAAUCAUCACAGUAAAAUAAACUCACUCACCACUUGUCACUCCCACAGCAUUUAUACAAAGGCUAUUGUCUUAGGACAUUGUCCAUUUUUCAGCCUAAGGCCCAAUUUAGUUACUUGUAUUACAUAUUCCCCGGUCACAUUUUGGCAUAAUUGAUAAGAAGAUUCAACAGUAAGUCAUUGUGGAUGGUCACUUGUCUCAAAAUUUGCAGUUACAUUUGGACAAUGUUUGUUGUCCCCAACUUGCUCCAGCAAAAACUUUACUCCACCCCCCACCCCCCACCCCCCGUCCCCCAAAUGUGGGUUUAUACUAUACAUAAAAAUAAUACCGACAUGAGUGCAGUGUAGUAAAAAAUUAAUUUAAUUGAAAUUAUGAUUUGUUUCUUUAUUUCCAAAAGUGAAUACAAAUUCCCCCUCCAGCCUUUGGUUGUUAUUUUUUUCAGGUAUUGUAAAACAAUUAAUUGCAUUGUUCUUGCAUUUUAAUCAAUUAUUAAUCAUAUGUGAUGCCAAUUUUUUUAAUCUGUGAUGAUGUUGCCUUGGAAAAACUGAUUGAUCACGUAAGGUGACAAGUCAUUUGUUCAGCAUUAAGCUUGAGAUAUUACUGAAUACUGUAGUUAGUAUCAAGUACUGUAAUUUGAAUACAGUUUCCUUGCUCAUCAGCAAAUGUAUGUUUUUAUAUUAAGUGCUACUGUCUGAAAGAAACCCUGAGAAAGAUUGCAGUACAUUACCAAUGGAGUCAAAUGUUGACUUACAACGGGAUUAUAAUUUUCUGUUAAUGCAAGAUAAUUUCAAAACUUUUUAAGCAAUAUAAAUGCUUUUCCCAUAAAAAAGGUUAAUUUCUAGAUGUUAUUUAUAGUGUAUUUGUCUGCAUGUUAAUGUAUGUGUAUACAUUUUCUGAAAGACUAUUUUUGACACACAGUUAAAGAGAAUAAAUAAAUCAGAAUUUUAUUUCAUUAAAAUGUCCAAAGUUUGAAAUAUAUUGAACAGUCAGUUAUAGCAUUGGUCUGUGAAGAUGUUACCAAUCACAAUUUGGUACUGUUACAUUUGGCUGAAAUAUUUCCGAUGUGAUGUAGACUUUUAACUCACAGAUAGGAACAUAUUCAUCCAGAUAUACAGGACAAAAUAUUAAUUCUAUUUGUAUUGAAAAACCUAUAACUGUAAUAGGCUGAGCAGAUGUUCAUAUCUCAGCUUGUUCUGUAUUUCCAUACCUAAUUAAAAGUGACUUUAAAUAUCAGUUUUUAAUGGUAAAUAUUUUACUACUUAUGUACAUGUACAGAUCCUCUUGGUUGAUGUUCAUAAGUACAAUACAUUCCACAACCUACCCAUAACAUAUUAAAAAAAAGGAAAACAUCAUCUUUAAGAAUCCAAGAGUACAGUCGAUAAAAUUAAUGUAACUUAAAGGCAUAACAGUUUAGUUGGUCUAUACAGCAUUACCCAGUAUGUAUUGAAACUCUUGUAAAUAUAUCUAACAUCCCAACAAUGAAAACUGCCAUAUAUUCAUGCUUGGUCAGAUGGGAAGGUAUACCUGCUUGUGCAAUAUAUGUACGUCAUUCCAGUACAUAUGGCCCAGCUUGUUUUUAUUUUGAACAAAUAUCUCCUGAUGGACAAAAUCUCAGAAACUGUUCCUGAAGCUGUCAUUGUGAAAAGAUAGUUUCAUGUUUCAGUUUUAUGUUCAUGUAGAACUCAUUAAAUGUUUCAUUUAGGGGCCUGGGAUUUUGUAAUUUUUUAAAUAUCUUGCAACGAUGUAUUUUUUAUGCCAGGUAUAUUUUUUUCAACACUCUGAAGUGUAAUUAUUUUUUCAAGAAUUGUUAUUUUGGCUUUAAAUCAGACAUACAAAGAUGGAAAUAUUUCUUUGAAAUAUCAGAAAUAUAAUAUCCGGAUCAUUGCUUGUAAUUGCAUUUUCAUAUUGUUUCAGAUUAAAUUAGUGAAAAGUCAAGGGAAUGUUAUACAUUUAACUCGUUUUAGUGUUUAAUUCAUUUUCAUAUUAAUGAUAUAUUAUUUAUAUUUUGAUUGCAUGUGUUUAAACAUAUUUACUUUUAAAAGUAAAAAAAUAAUUGCUUAGAAUCAAAUUUUGUUAAUCUGCUGAUUGUAGUAUUUGAUUUAUCAAUGAUUUCUAUGCCUACCUAUCUCCCCACAUGUAUAUGAUACUGUUCUCAUUGUUGAUAAUGUAAUAUCUCAAAUUAAUCUGUCUCAUAGAUAUUAUUUAUGAAUCAUAUUUAUAAGAUCUAGUAGGCAAGUUUAUUCCAUUUCAUCAUUCAUUGAAAUAUCAGUCAAGUAAAGGAUGAAAUGUAUCAUUUUGUGAAAAUGGUUUUGGUGAAAGUAUAUCAUAUAUGUUAUCUUUCAUCAUCAUUCUGAGAUAUGGGAAUCUGUAUUAAGAACCUAUUUAUUUUGAAUAUACAGCAGAGCUAAGUCGUAAACUACAGGAAGGAUACUCACCUCUCAAUGCCAGAAGGAUAUUAAUGUGUUUGUAAAUAGAAACAUUGUUUUAUACAUUGUAUAUAUACACUGAUCAUGUAUUGCCUAAUAGUCUACGUAUUUCUAUGUUAUUGAUGCAGAGCUAUAAAGUUCAACAGAAAUAAAAAAGACGUUACCUACAAAA